GAAUACAUGGGAGUUCACUGAUGUCAUGAAAUAUGGCGGAUUGUAAAAAUUUGGAUAGUGUUGUGGCAACGGACGAAAUUUUGUCCUCAAAAAGGAAUAAAUGUCUGCAAAGCAGAAAAAGAUGAGGAAACGCCAAUUCAAAUUCUAUAGAGAAAGCUGCCAAAUCCAUAUCAUCUUGCACAGCCCAUGUUAAGGAAACUUUCAUAUUGGCAAGUCAUAGCUUACACAGAACAAUCUAAACUAUUCACAGCAGAUUUGUGCCUCCUGUUUUUGUGCAGCAAAUGGAUUAUAUUAUUCGGUGAAUUAGGAAAAUUGAGAGGAGAAUUUUUAUACAUAUACCAUAUAUAUUAUUUUGCAAAAAGUUAUCAUUUAAACUGCUGGCAGCCUUUGUAACAAAUAGAAUUCACUUUUUGGUGAGUCAAACAUGGCAACAGACUCGUGGAAGAAACAUUUGAUGCGAACAAAUGGGUCUCAGGACUAUGGUAUCGGUGACCAUUACCUUUCAAAUGGUGUUCAUGUAAGACACAGGGAAACAGGUGUCAUUGAAAAACUUUGUCAAAGUUAUGGCUUUAUUGAGUGUGCUGAACAGGAUCUUCGUGUGUUCUUUCAUUACAGUCAGUACAAAGGACAUUCAAGUGAACUGGAACUUGGUGACUGUGUGGAGUUUGAAGUGACAUCAGAUUCUCGUAAGGGUAAACCAAUUGCAUGUCGAGUGGUGAAGUUGGAACAAGGCUCUGUUACAUUUGAAGAAAAGAGCGAGGAAAGAGUUGUUGGUAAAGUGGAAGUUGAGGCCAGGUUGUCGAGACACAGCUACCCCAAACAGCAGUUAUUUCGCAAUGGCGAGUCCGAAUGUGGUCGCGUUAGUUAUGAAGUGAACGGAGAAUUGUUUUUUCUUCCAUAUCAUCAAGCUGAUGUUUUAUCAAAGUCUCACAUCUACAAAGGUGAUACUGUGUCUUUUUACAUCCUGGAAAACAAAAGAAAUGGACAAUGCUGUGCCGUGGAGUUGUUGCUGCUCGAAGCUUUGCCUCCUGUUUACGUUCAAGGAAUUGUCUGCUCGCUCAAGGAAUCGUUUGGCUUCAUCGACAGAGCUGACAAAGUGAACGAGAUAUUUUUCCACUACAGUGAAUUUCUUGGGGAUAUUGGUGAUUUGUUGAUAGGAGAUGAUGUCCAGUUUGUUGUACAAAAUAGAUAUGGUAAAGAAGUUGCAGUCUCAGUGGAGCGUCUACCAGAAGGUACAGUGAAGUUUGAUGAUGUUAGCAAAGACACAUUUCAAGGCACCAUCGAGAAAGUACAUUGUCGGACAAAAAGACAGGAACCGUUAAAUGGUGUGAUAUUGUACAACACAAGCGAUGGUAGUUCACAGCUGCCAUAUUGGGAGAAAGAUGUCUUGGGGGAGUUCACCGUCUUGACUGGGGAUGUUGUUGGUUUUAAAAUUGCUACAGAUCGGCGUGAUUCUUUAAGAAGAGCAACGGAAAUUCAUCUCAUCAAGGAAGUGGAAAGCAGCAAUGGAUGCAAUGUCAGAGAAAGAGGAUUUGUUUCGGCUUUGAAAGACGGCUAUGGCUUCAUUCAAUGUUGCGAUAGAGAUACAAGAUUAUUCUUUCAUUUCAGCGAGUUGAUUGAUGCGGAACAAGAAAUCAACUUUUCCGAUGAAGUGGAGUUCAGUGUCGUCGAGGAUCACGUGUCCGGAAGGCUGAAUGCGAUUCGUGUGAGAAUCUUACCACGGGGAAACAUAACUCUCCAGCCGUCAAUGGAUGAGUGGUACGUUGGUGUGAUUGAACGUGAGUCAAUGACAUGGAUAGGAAGAAGUCCAAGAAAAGGCGAACGUGAGAGAGACAGUGAAUGUGGUUUGAUUUCUUGUUUUGUGGAUGACGAGAAAGUGACCUUGCCCUUUUUGCUUCAAACCGAAUCGGAUCUUCGUAGCGUUCCCAAUUGGCGAUCAGGUCGAGUUUCAAAUUUUGUCAGCGAAAGGACUGGUUACAAAAUGGCUGUUAAUAUUGCUGUUGUGAAACGCAAUAGUGAUGUCAAGCAUCAGGGAUUUAUCGCUACGUUGAAGGACACUUUUGGAUUUAUUGAAUACGCUGAUCACGAGAAGGAUAUUUUCUUUCGUUUUACCGAAUUUGAAGGCGAUAUCGAUGAUCUGGCAGUCGGUGACGAGGUGGAAUUUAAAACUUCUUCGAAGAGCGGGAAAGUCGCUGCUGAGAAGGUGGUGAAACUGCCCAGCGGUACAAUCGAACGAGAGUCUGUAAUAUCUGAAGUAUUCGAGGGAAGAAUCAUUCGACCGCUGCGCCGUGCAGGUCCACAGCAACCGGAAUACCAAGGUCUCAUUCAGUAUAUCGUCGACACGUCGAAUAGUUCCAACGAUUUUGACGAAGAUUCGGUUUGUGUCAUACCUUACGGCAUCACUGGUUUGUUCGACAAGAAAACUGUACUACAAUGUGGGGAAAAGGUUGAAUUUCGUAUCGGUUGUGUGGAGUCCUCUGAUAAGCAGUUUGCUGUCGAGAUCAUUGCGAAGCGAGAGCGUCUGAGAGCUGUUGUUGAGUCUGUAAAAGGAGAGUAUGGUUUUAUUGCUUACGAAACGGACGAAUCGAAAAAUGUAUUUUUCCAUACGAGCGAGGUCGUCGAUGAAGAUGUUAUUAUAAAGGCUGGUGACAGUGUUGAGUUUUCAAUCGUUCACAAUGCUCGCAAUGGUAAGAUGAGCGCGUCAAAGAUUUCUAUAGUAAGUGGAAGGCAAAGACCCGAGCGUCUCGUACGUCGAAGUAUGGGCUGCAGUGGAGAAGAUCAGUCGCUGAAAUUUACCAUAGUCCGUCAACCGUUCGGGCCUGACAAUACACGUGGCUUUAAUCACAAACGAGCUGCGGACCUUGCCGAGCAUUUCUCGAAUAUUUCCACGGAAGACCAAGAUUAGAUGAAUGUACUUUGUCGUUUGUAGGUUGGAUUCAAUGGUACUUUGGGGUUUUUUGAAGUUUUCAGUGAAUAAUUUUAUCUCUUGUCUAUUGCAUGUAAUAAUUUUCUCUCGAGUGACGUGACCACCUCCACCCCGUGGACUUUCCUUGGUAGGGGUAGUUUUUAAUGGAAAUAACGAAUUGUAUUCAUGAAUUUUGAAACAAAAACUGAAUAUUA
Messenger RNA from Xenia sp. Carnegie-2017, 3120 nucleotides. RefSeq names its product cold shock domain-containing protein E1-like. The record is from RefSeq and is a predicted model, not a curated record. NCBI's taxonomy places the organism in Eukaryota, Metazoa, Cnidaria, Anthozoa, Malacalcyonacea, Xeniidae. Gene Ontology annotation, molecular function: nucleic acid binding.